CUGUCUUCGCUUAGGCUUACUAGGCUAAGUAAUGCUACAAUAACCGUUCUAACCCCUUUAGUUGCGCCUCAACCUUUCAAGUUUUCCAGACUAAUUCACUACACUCCUCCGCUCAACAAGGAUUUUUACAAAAUUCUCGGUGUCCCGAAAAAUGCCUCAAGUUCCGAUAUAAAGAAAGCCUAUUACCAGUUGGCAAAAAAAUAUCACCCAGAUGUUAAUAAGCAUGAUAAGACUGCCUCUCAAAAGUUUCAAGAGGUCAGUGAGGCCUACGAGGUGCUUGGUGAUGAGGAAAAAAGACGAGCCUAUGAUUCCUACGGCCAAUCGGCACCUGGAGGAUUCUCUUCGGACAGCCAUUCUCAAGGUUUUGGCCAGUACUCUCAUGUCGAUCCGGAAGAAUUGUUCCGACGUAUAUUUAAAGAUAGCGAUUUCGCUUUCAAGGAAUGGACGAGUGGUGAUCGCAAUUUUGCGGAAUCAAUAUUUGGGUUUAACAGAUCGCAGGAAGUUGUCGUUAAUUUGACCUUUGAAGAGGUACUAAUCCUAAUUGUUGAGCUUUCCUUGGUUCUUCACACGCAGUGUCUUUUGUUGUUUGCCCGACAUGUGAGGGUUCUCGAUGCCAACCAGGAACAGGGACAAUGGCAUGCCCCAACUGCCGAGGCACAGGAGCGGAAACCGUCAGCACAGGCCCCUUUGUUAUGCGGUCAACGUGUAGGCGUUGUCAAGGCACAGGAACUGUUGUUCGGUACCCUUGUCGGGCAUGCGAGGGCACGGGCCAAACUGUCGGCCGACAGCAAGUAA
Molecule: messenger RNA, 795 nt
Organism: Dibothriocephalus latus
Lineage: Eukaryota; Metazoa; Platyhelminthes; Cestoda; Diphyllobothriidea; Diphyllobothriidae
Source: the annotation of a GenBank genome assembly